GGAAGUGAAGCGUGUUGUGUGCAGCGCAACGAUGGCGAGCGCUAAUGCGAAACAACCGGCAAAAAAUGCGAGUAAAGCCUCGGCCGGAGGCACCGGUGGGGCUGCAGGCGGUGCCCAGCCUCCGCCGCUCGCGUCUCCGCUCAUGGGCGGGUUAAAUAAAAAGAAGAAACCGUUUCUGGGCAUGUCCGCGCCGCUCGGAUAUGUGCCUGGUCUUGGCAGAGGUGCUACGGGUUUCACCACGCGAUCUGAUAUCGGUCCUGCCCGUGAUGCAAAUGACCCAGUGGACGACCGUCACGCGCCUCCGGGCAAGAGGACAGUUGGUGAUCAGAUGAAGAAGAAUCAGGAGGAGGAUGAGGAGGAUCUGAACGACACUAACUAUGAUGAGUUCAACGGCUAUGCGGGCAGUCUUUUCUCUAGUGGGCCAUAUGAGAAAGAUGACGAAGAGGCGGAUGCCAUCUACGCUGCCCUGGAUAAGCGAAUGGAUGAGAGGCGCAAGGAAAGAAGGGAGCUGCGGGAGAAGGAAGAGAUCGAGAAAUAUCGUAUGGAGCGUCCCAAAAUUCAACAGCAGUUCUCGGAUCUCAAGAGGAAGCUGGCUGAGGUGACGGAGGAUGAAUGGUUGAGUAUCCCCGAAGUGGGUGAUGCCAGGAACAAACGUCAAAGGAACCCACGUCACGAGAAGCUCACACCUGUUCCAGACAGUUUCUUUGCCAAGCAUCUUCAGACUGGAGAAAACCACACUUCUGUUGACCCUCUGCAAGGGCAAUUUAGUGGUCUGAACACACCAUUCCCAGGCGGCCUGAACACACCCUACCCAGGAGGCAUGACACCAGGCGCAGGAGAUCUGGAUAUGAGGAAGAUUGGUCAAGCCAGGAACACUCUGAUGGACAUGAGGCUCAGUCAGGUUUCUGACUCCGUGAGUGGACAAACAGUUGUUGAUCCUAAAGGCUAUCUCACCGAUCUCAACUCUAUGAUUCCCACCCAUGGAGGAGAUAUCAGUGACAUUAAAAAAGCACGUCUACUAUUGAAGUCGGUGAGAGAAACAAAUCCCCACCACCCUCCCGCCUGGAUCGCCUCCGCACGUUUGGAAGAAGUGACAGGAAAACUGCAGGUGGCCAGAAACCUCAUCAUGAAAGGCACUGAAAUGUGUCCUAAGAGUGAGGAUGUGUGGCUAGAAGCGGCCCGACUACAGCCAGGAGACACAGCAAAGGCCGUGGUUGCCCAAGCAGUACGUCACCUGCCUCAGUCUGUGCGCAUCUAUAUCAGAGCUGCUGAACUAGAGACGGACAUCAGAGCCAAGAAACGAGUGCUCAGGAAAGCUUUGGAGAACGUGUCUAAAUCAGUGCGCUUGUGGAAGACUGCUGUUGAACUGGAGGAGCCAGAAGAUGCUAGAAUCAUGUUGAGCAGAGCAGUCGAGUGCUGCCCUACCAGUGUAGAGCUCUGGUUGGCACUUGCCCGCUUAGAAACGUAUGAGAACGCUCGUCGGGUUCUGAACAAAGCUCGUGAAAACAUUCCCACAGACCGGCAUAUCUGGAUCACAGCUGCCAAGCUGGAGGAAGCCAACGGAAACACUCAGAUGGUGGAGAAGAUCAUCGACAGAGCCAUUACCUCACUGGGGGCCAACGGUGUGGAGAUAAACCGCGAGCAGUGGAUUCAGGAUGCGGAGGAGUGUGAUAAGGCCGGCAGUGUGGCCACAUGUCAAGCUGUGAUCAGAGCUGUAAUUGGGAUUGGCAUUGAAGAGGAGGACUGUAAACACACAUGGAUGGAGGACGCCGACAGUUGCGUGGCUCAUGGAGCUGUGGAGUGUGCCCGUGCCAUCUAUGCCCACGCACUUCAGGUCUUUCCCAGCAAGAAGAGCGUCUGGCUGAGGGCCGCUUACUUCGAGAAGAGCAAUGGCACACGAGAGUCUCUGGAGGCUCUGUUACAGAGGGCUGUUGCUCAUUGUCCUAAGGCUGAGGUGCUGUGGUUAAUGGGGGCUAAAUCUAAAUGGCUAGCGGGCGAUGUUCCAGCAGCCAGAAGUAUCUUAGCUUUGGCCUUCCAGGCUAACCCCAACAGUGAGGAGAUCUGGCUGGCUGCUGUGAAGCUGGAAUCGGAGAACAAUGAAUACGAGAGGGCGCGCAGGCUGUUAGCCAAGGCCCGCAGCAGCGCCCCCACUGCCAGGGUGUUUAUGAAGUCAGUGAGGCUGGAGUGGGUGCUGGGAAAUAUUGAAGCAGCACAAGAUCUGUGUACAGAAGCCCUAAAGCAUUAUGAAGAUUUCCCAAAACUCUGGAUGAUGAAAGGUCAGAUCGAAGAACAGACGGAGAACAUGGACAAAGCGCGAGAGGCAUAUAACCAGGGUCUAAAGAAAUGCCCACAUUCCAUGCCAUUAUGGCUUCUUCUGUCCCGGCUGGAGGAGAAAGUUGGGCAGCUUACACGAGCUCGAGCCAUCCUGGAGAAAGCACGACUCAAGAACCCACAAACCCCUGAGAUAUGGUUAGAGUCUGUCAGACUUGAAUACAGAGCAGGAUUGAAAAAUAUAGCCAACACGCUUAUGGCCAAAGCCCUGCAGGAGUGUCCCAGCUCUGGCAUUCUUUGGGCCGAAGCAGUUUUUCUGGAGGCCAGGCCUCAGCGCAGGACCAAGAGCGUUGACGCUCUAAAGAAGUGUGAACAUGAUCCUCAUGUACUGCUGGCAGUCGCCAAAUUGUUCUGGAGUGAGAGAAAGAUAACGAAGGCGAGAGAAUGGUUCCUGCGCACUGUAAAGAUCGAGCCGGACCUGGGCGAUGCAUGGGGAUUCUUCUACAAGUUUGAGCUUCAGCAUGGAACAGAAGAGCAGCAAGCGGAGGUGAAGAAGCGGUGCGAGAACGCCGAACCGCGGCACGGCGAACUCUGGUGUGCCGAUUCCAAACACAUUCACAACUGGCAGAAGAACAUCGGAGAAAUCCUGGUCCUCGUGGCUUCAAAGAUCAAAAACACAUUUUGAAGUGUGGAACUGACAUUAGAUUUCCGAAUCUGUGCGUGUUGCUUUUAGGGAAUCUGUGGAUAAACGCUCUCAAGAGAUUUUGUUUUUUUAAAACUAUUUUUUCACUAUUAACCUUGUUCUUCCCACCGGAACAGUGACGGCUUCUUUGCGGUGUUAUCUUUGUUUUAGAUUUUUUUUGCUGUAAUACUUCUCACUCUACAAAGUCUAAAGACUUCAGAUAUAUGAAUACCCAUAGAUUUGAGACCAUCUGAGGAUUAUUGCAAGACAUCGCCUUCUCAUUGCUUGUGUAAAUGUGCUGCUUAUUGGCGAAUAAAUGAAAUCUGUAACAUG
Paramisgurnus dabryanus is the source of this 3286-nucleotide messenger RNA. The record is from RefSeq and is a predicted model, not a curated record. Lineage: Eukaryota; Metazoa; Chordata; Actinopteri; Cypriniformes; Cobitidae.